GGAAAGGGGGCGGGGAAGAAGGGAGAGAACAGGCUUUGACCGAUAGUAACCUCUGCGCUCGGCGCGGCCGAAUCUAUAAAAGGAACUAGUCGCGGCAAAACCCCGGUAAUUCCGAGGAAGAGUGAGUGCGGCCAGGGCCGGCAGAGCCGCGCCAACACCUCUCUCCCAGGGCGCAGGUGGUCAGGGAAGGGGGCACCGCGCGACCAGUGUCACCACAGACAAUUUCUCCGGGCGCUUUGUUCCUUUUUCUCCUACUUUGACCCCGAAGGAUUUUUCUAGGGGUGGGGGAAGAGAGACGCAAACAAGAAAGUGGAAAACAGUUAAUGACCAGCCACAGCGUCCCUGCUGUGCGCUCCGGCCACUUCCUCCCCGGGCUGCCGAGCCGCACGCAGGCUGCGCGGUGCCAACUGAGGGAACAUGGCUUGCUGGCCUCAGCUGAGGUUGCUGCUGUGGAAGAAUCUCACGUUCCGAAGAAGACAGACAUGUCAGCUGUUGCUGGAAGUGGCCUGGCCUCUGUUUAUCUUCCUGAUCCUGAUCUCCGUGCGGCUGAGCUACCCACCCUAUGAACAACAUGAAUGCCACUUCCCAAACAAAGCCAUGCCCUCUGCAGGAACACUUCCUUGGGUUCAGGGGAUUAUCUGUAAUGCCAAUAACCCCUGUUUCCGUUAUCCGACUCCUGGUGAGGCUCCCGGGGUUGUUGGAAACUUUAACAAAUCCAUUGUGUCUCGCCUGUUCUCAGAUGCCCGCCGGCUUCUUUUGUAUAGCCAGAGAGACACCAGCAUGAAGGACAUCCACAAAGUUCUGAGAACCUUGUACCAGAUCGAGCGUUCCAGCUCACCAGGCUUGAAGCUUCGUGAUUUCCUGGUUGACAAUGAAACCAUCUCUGGAUUCCUGCAUCACAACCUCUCUCUGCCAAGGCCUACUGUGGACAAAAUGCUGGGGGCCAAUGUCAGUCUCCGGAAGGUAUUUCUGCAAGGCUACCAGUUACAUUUGACCAAUCUGUGCAACGAAUCAAAAUUACGAGAGGUGAUUAAACUUGGUGACCAAGAAAUCUCCAGGCUUUGCAGCCUGCCAAGGGAGAAACUGGAGGCAGCAGAGCAAGUGCUCCGUUCCAACAUGGACAUCCUGAAGCCGAUCCUGACAGAACUGAACUCCACAUCUCCAUUCCCGAGCAAGGAGCUGGCUGAAGCCACACAAACUCUGCUGGAUAGUCUCAGUAGUCUGGCCCAGGAGCUGUUCAGCAUGAGGAGCUGGAGUGAUAUGCGGCAGGAGGUGAUGUUUCUGACUAACGUGAACAGCUCCAGCUCGUCCACCCAGAUCUACCAGGCCGUGUCCCGCAUUGUCUGUGGCCACCCUGAGGGUGGGGGCCUGAAGAUCAAGUCCCUGAACUGGUAUGAGGACAACAACUAUAAAGCCCUCUUUGGAGGCAAUGGCACGGAGGAAGAUGCUGGCACCUUCUAUGACAAUUCCACAACUCCUUAUUGCAAUGAUUUGAUGAAGAAUUUGGAGUCCAGUCCUCUUUCCCGCAUCAUAUGGAAAGCUCUCAAGCCUCUGCUUGUUGGGAAGAUCCUGUAUACACCUGACACUCCAGCCACAAGGCAGGUUAUGGCUGAGGUGAAUAAGACCUUCCAGGAACUGGCUGUGUUUCAUGACCUGGAAGGCAUGUGGGAAGAGCUCAGCCCUAAGAUCUGGACCUUCAUGGAGAGCAGCCCAGAACUGGACCUUGUCCGGACGCUGCUGGACAGUAGAGGCAAUGACCACUUUUGGGAACAGCGACUGGAAGGCUUAGAUUGGACAGCCAAAGAUAUCGUGGCGUUUCUGGCCAAGCACCCAGAGGAUGUCCAGUCCACGAAUGGCUCUGUGUACACCUGGAGAGAAGCCUUCAACGAGACCAACCAGGCAAUCCAGACCAUCUCUCGCUUCAUGGAGUGCGUGAACCUGAACAAGCUAGAACCAGUAGCCACCGAGGUUCGGCUCAUCAACAAGUCCAUGGAGCUGCUGGACGAGAGGAAGUUCUGGGCUGGGAUUGUGUUCACUGGGAUUCCUCCCGGCAGUGUGGAGCUGCCCCAUCACGUCAAGUACAAGAUCCGAAUGGACAUCGACAACGUGGAGAGGACAAACAAGAUCAAGGAUGGGUACUGGGACCCUGGUCCUCGGGCUGACCCCUUUGAGGACAUGCGGUACGUCUGGGGGGGCUUCGCCUACUUGCAGGAUGUCGUGGAGCAGGCGAUCAUCAGCGUACUGACGGGCGCAGAGAAGAAAACCGGCAUCUACAUGCAGCAGAUGCCCUACCCCUGUUAUGUCGAUGACAUCUUCUUGCGGGUCAUGAGCCGGUCAAUGCCCCUCUUCAUGACGCUGGCCUGGAUCUACUCUGUGGCUGUGAUCAUCAAGGGCAUCGUGUACGAGAAGGAGGCGCGGCUGAAGGAGACCAUGCGCAUCAUGGGCCUGGAUAACAGCAUCCUCUGGUUCAGCUGGUUCAUCAGUAGCCUCAUCCCUCUGCUCGUGAGCGCCGGCCUGCUGGUGGUCAUCCUGAAAUUAGGAAACCUGCUGCCCUACAGCGACCCCAGCGUGGUGUUUGUCUUCUUGUCCGUGUUCGCCGUGGUGACCAUCCUGCAGUGCUUCUUGAUCAGCACGCUCUUCUCCAGAGCCAACCUGGCCGCGGCCUGCGGGGGCAUCAUUUACUUCACGCUGUACCUGCCCUAUGUCCUGUGUGUGGCGUGGCAAGACUAUGUGGGCUUCACACUCAAGAUCUUCGCGAGCCUGCUGUCUCCCGUGGCCUUUGGGUUCGGCUGUGAGUACUUCGCCCUUUUCGAGGAGCAGGGCAUUGGGGUGCAGUGGGACAACCUCUUUGAGAGCCCCGUGGAGGAAGAUGGCUUCAACCUCACCACCUCAGUCUCCAUGAUGCUGUUCGACGCCUUCCUCUAUGGGGUGAUGACGUGGUACAUCGAGGCUGUGUUUCCAGGCCAGUACGGAAUCCCCAGGCCCUGGUAUUUCCCUUGUACCAAGUCCUACUGGUUUGGUGAAGAAAGUGAUGAAAAGAGUCACCCUGGUUCCAGCCAGAAGGGAGCAUCAGAAAUCUGCAUGGAGGAGGAACCCACCCAUCUGAAGCUGGGCGUGUCCAUUCAGAACCUGAUGAAGGUUUACCGAGACGGCAUGAAGGUGGCUGUUGACGGCCUGGCCCUGAAUUUCUAUGAGGGCCAGAUUACCUCAUUCCUGGGCCACAAUGGAGCAGGGAAGACCACCACCAUGUCAAUCCUAACUGGGUUGUUCCCUCCCACCUCGGGCACUGCCUACAUCCUGGGGAAAGACAUUCGCUCUGAGAUGAGCACCAUCCGGCAGAACCUGGGCGUCUGUCCCCAGCAUAACGUGCUGUUCGACAUGCUGACCGUGGAGGAGCACAUCUGGUUCUACGCCCGCCUGAAAGGGCUCUCAGAGAAGCACGUGAAAGCAGAGAUGGAGCAGAUGGCCCUGGAUGUGGGUUUGCCACCCAGCAAGCUGAAAAGCAAAACCAGUCAGCUGUCAGGUGGAAUGCAGAGAAAGUUGUCUGUGGCCUUGGCCUUUGUUGGGGGAUCCAAGGUUGUCAUUCUGGAUGAGCCCACAGCUGGCGUGGAUCCUUACUCCCGCAGGGGAAUAUGGGAGCUGCUGCUGAAAUAUCGACAAGGCCGCACCAUCAUCCUCUCCACGCACCACAUGGACGAGGCAGACAUCCUGGGGGACAGGAUCGCCAUCAUUUCCCAUGGGAAGCUGUGCUGCGUGGGCUCCUCCCUGUUCCUGAAGAACCAGCUGGGGACAGGCUACUACCUGACCCUGGUCAAGAAGGAUGUGGAGUCCUCCCUCAGUUCGUGCAGGAAUAGCAGUAGCACGGUGUCGUGUCUGAAGAAGGUGGUGCCUGAGCUUCCCCCAGCUGGGCAGAGUGGAGGCAGAGGAGGAGAGGUGCAGAGGCUGGUGGCGCUGACUCAAGAUGUCUCUGCCAUCUCCAACCUCAUCAGGAAGCACGUGGCUGAGGCCCGGCUGGUGGAAGACAUCGGGCACGAGCUGACCUACGUGCUGCCCUACGAAGCUGCCAAGGAGGGAGCCUUUGUGGAGCUCUUCCAUGAGAUUGACGACCGGCUCUCAGACCUGGGCAUCUCCAGUUACGGCAUCUCAGAGACGACCCUGGAAGAAAUAUUUCUCAAGGUGGCUGAAGAGAGUGGGGUGGACGCUGAGACCUCAGAUGGCACCUUACCAGCAAGACGAAACAGAAGGGUCUUCGGGGACAAGCAGAGCUGUCUUCGCCCAUUCACUGAAGACGAUGCUGUUGAUCCAAAUGAUUCCGACAUAGACCCAGAAUCCAGAGAAACAGACCUGCUCAGUGGGAUGGAUGGCAAAGGCUCCUACCAGGUGAAGGGCUGGAAACUCACACAGCAACAGUUUGUGGCCCUUUUGUGGAAAAGGUUGCUGAUUGCCAGACGGAGUCGGAAGGGAUUCUUUGCUCAGAUUGUCCUGCCAGCUGUGUUUGUCUGCAUCGCCCUGGUGUUCAGCUUGAUUGUGCCGCCCUUUGGCAAGUACCCCAGCCUGGAACUUCAGCCCUGGAUGUACAACGAACAGUACACAUUUGUCAGUAAUGAUGCACCUGAGGAUGUGAACACCCAGGAACUCUUGAACGCUCUCACCAGAAAGCCUGGCUUCGGGACCCGAUGUAUGGAAGGAAACCCUAUCCCAGACAUGCCCUGCUUGGUGGGGGAGGAGGAGUGGACCACCGCCCCAGUUCCCCGGACCAUCACAGACCUCUUCCAAAAUGGGAACUGGACCAUGGAGAACCCCUCACCUGCCUGCCAGUGUAGCAGCGACAAAAUCAAGAAGAUGUUGCCCGUGUGUCCCCUGGGGGCCGGGGGGCUGCCUCCUCCACAGAGAAAACAGAACACUGCGGACACCCUUCAGAACCUGACAGGAAGAAACAUUUCGGAUUAUCUGGUGAAGACGUAUGUGCAGAUCAUAGCCAAAAGCUUAAAGAACAAGAUCUGGGUGAAUGAGUUUCGGUACGGUGGGUUCUCCCUAGGUGCCAGUAAUUCUCAGCCACUUCCUCCGAGUCAAGAAGUUAAUGAUGCCAUCAAGCAAAUGAAGAAACACUUGCAGGUGGCCAAGGACAGUUCUGCAGAUCGAUUCCUCAGCAGCUUGGGAAGGUUCAUGACAGGACUGGACACGAAAAAUAACGUCAAGGUGUGGUUCAAUAACAAGGGCUGGCACGCCAUCAGCUCGUUCCUGAAUGUCAUCAACAAUGCCAUUCUCCGGGCGAACCUGCAGAAGGGAGAGAAUCCCAGCCAGUACGGGAUCACGGCUUUUAAUCACCCCCUGAAUCUCACCAAGCAGCAGCUCUCGGAAGUGGCUCUGAUGACCACAUCAGUGGAUGUCCUCGUGUCCAUCUGUGUCAUCUUCGCGAUGUCCUUCGUCCCAGCCAGCUUUGUCGUGUUCCUGAUUCAGGAGCGAGUCAGCAAAGCAAAGCACCUGCAGUUCAUCAGCGGAGUGAAGCCUGUCAUCUACUGGCUCUCCAAUUUUGUCUGGGACAUGUGCAACUAUGUCGUCCCUGCCACGCUGGUCAUUAUCAUCUUCAUCUGCUUCCAGCAGAAGUCCUAUGUGUCCUCCACCAACCUACCUGUGCUCGCCCUCCUACUUUUGCUGUAUGGGUGGUCCAUCACACCUCUCAUGUAUCCAGCCUCCUUCGUGUUCAAGAUCCCUAGCACCGCCUACGUGGUCCUCACCAGCGUGAACCUCUUCAUCGGCAUCAAUGGCAGUGUGGCCACCUUUGUGCUGGAGCUCUUCACCAACAACAAGCUGAAUAACAUCAAUGAUAUCCUGAAGUCUGUGUUCUUGAUCUUCCCACAUUUUUGCCUGGGACGGGGGCUCAUUGACAUGGUGAAAAACCAGGCAAUGGCUGAUGCCUUGGAAAGGUUUGGGGAGAAUCGCUUUGUCUCGCCACUAUCUUGGGACUUGGUGGGACGAAACCUCUUCGCCAUGGCCGUGGAAGGGGUGGUCUUCUUCCUCAUCACUGUGCUGAUCCAGUACAGGUUCUUCAUCAGGCCCAGACCUGUAAAGGCAAAGCUUCCUCCUCUGAAUGAUGAGGAUGAAGAUGUGAGGCGGGAAAGACAGAGGAUUCUUGAUGGUGGCGGACAGAAUGACAUCUUGGAAAUCAAGGAGUUGACUAAGAUUUAUAGAAGGAAGAGGAAGCCUGCCGUUGACAGGAUUUGCGUCGGCAUUCCUCCUGGCGAGUGCUUUGGACUUCUGGGUGUUAAUGGGGCUGGGAAAUCCUCAACUUUCAAGAUGUUAACAGGAGAUACCACGGUUACCAGAGGAGAUGCUUUCCUUAACAAAAAUAGUAUCUUAUCAAACAUCCAUGAAGUACACCAGAAUAUGGGCUAUUGCCCUCAGUUUGAUGCCAUCACGGAAUUACUGACUGGAAGAGAACACGUGGAGUUCUUUGCCCUCUUGAGAGGAGUCCCAGAGAAGGAAGUUGGCAAGGUUGGUGAGUGGGCAAUUCGGAAGCUGGGCCUCGUGAAGUACGGAGAGAAAUACGCCGGAAACUACAGUGGGGGCAAUAAGCGCAAGCUCUCGACGGCCAUGGCUCUGAUCGGUGGGCCUCCUGUGGUGUUUCUGGAUGAACCGACCACAGGCAUGGAUCCCAAAGCCCGGCGAUUCCUGUGGAACUGUGCCCUAAGUAUCAUCAAGGAAGGGAGAUCAGUGGUGCUUACAUCGCAUAGCAUGGAAGAAUGUGAAGCUCUUUGCACUAGGAUGGCAAUUAUGGUCAAUGGGAGGUUCAGGUGUCUUGGCAGCGUCCAACAUCUGAAAAACAGGUUUGGAGACGGUUAUACAAUAGUUGUACGAAUAGCAGGGUCCAACCCGGACCUGAAGCCUGUCCAGGAGUUCUUUGGACUCGCCUUUCCAGGAAGCGUCCUGAAGGAGAAGCACCGGAACAUGCUGCAGUACCAGCUUCCGUCAUCACUGUCCUCCCUGGCCAAGAUCUUUAGCGCCCUUUCCCAGAGCAAAAAGCGACUCCACAUAGAAGACUACUCUGUCUCUCAGACAACACUUGACCAAGUAUUUGUAAACUUUGCCAAGGACCAAAGUGAUGAUGACCACUUAAAGGACCUGUCAUUACACAAAAACCAGACAGUAGUGGAUGUGGCAGUUCUCACAUCUUUUCUGCAGGAUGAGAAAGUGAAAGAAAGUUACGUGUGAAGAAUCCUGUUCCUCCAGGGUGGCUGAAAGAAAGGAGGAACCACACCUUCCUUUGCACCGAGUGACGUGUUCCAGAGGAACGAGCUGGAAGCCUUUGUGGGAAGAAGUAAACUGGAUACUGUACUGAUACUAUUCAAUGCAAUGCAAUUCAAUGCAAUGAAAACAAAAUUCCAUUACAAGGGCAGUGCCUUUGUAGCCUAUGUCUUGUAUGGCUCGCGAGUGAAAAAGACUUGAAUUUAGUUUAUUACCUUAUACUCAUGUGAAACUCUAGUAUGGAGCCCGGCGGACAUAUGGGUCUGACAUACUUUUUCUGUUCCUUUGUAUUCUUACUGGGGUUGCAACAAUAACUCAUCAAAUAAUCAUGGCCAGUGAUUAUCAGAGUCAAAAGGCACGCACAUCCUCAUUCGUUAAGCCCUGCCGUACCAGGAGACCGGCUUCCCGGUGACACAGCCCCUGCUGGCAAUCAGUGCAUCAGAAUUACUAGUGCCAAGUUGCUCAGAAAGCCUGAAGCACCAUGGUGUGUCAUGCACACUUUUGUGAAAGCUGCUCUUCUCAAAAUCUGUUGACAUCAUGAAGUAUCAGGUGACAAGAUGGUGCCAUGUGUGGGGAAAAUCCUGCUUUGAUUCCCUUCAUGAUGAGCUGCUCUGGUGGUGGUAACAUUCAAGUUGUGGUGGUGGCGCUAGACUAGUGAGACUUGGUUCCAUUGUUAGGUUGUCCCUCGCUUAGAACCACAGGUCUCCAGGGUUACCUUUCUGGGACUCUUGAAAUAUACUUAGAUCUUGGUAAGAAGCAAAGAAUCAGCAACCACAUUUCUGGGGCUGGAAACAGUGGAGGCCAGGGCAUUGGUGCCUUCAAACCGAGGGAGGCCAAUGUCCAGCUGUCCUGAUUGUCUACUAACACGGUACACUGCAUCUCAAGGUCUUGUUGUUUGACACAAGCAUAGUAUUAUUUCUGGCUUUUUGAAUUAACCUCAAACAUGAAAAGGUGGAGCUAUAUUUUGACAAAAAUCUUUGUACUUUUAUGUUAUUUGGAAUUGUAAGUUCUGUCAGUGAUUUAUGAAACCUUAGAAUGGCCUUUUUGUAGAACCCUGUGGUAUAGAGGAUGAUGGUCACACUGCCUCUCUAGCUUUAUUUUUUCAUGUAGGUUUGCAAAUGGAUGGUCUGACUAGUGCCUGGUGACCAGAAAACAGUGUGGUGGCCAAGGUCUCAUAACAUUGUAUUUAAGUUUAUGAUCACUGAGAAGUCUUCUAGUCUCAGUUUAUUAAGUACUUUUUGAGUGUAUGUUAUAACUGAAGGAGUAUACAUGAAUAGGGUGAGGGGAAACUAAGUCUCAGCAGGUUUCUUGUGCCAUAUUCUGUGGAUAACUGGUUUACAAAUAUAGGUUGUUCUAUUGUGGUUGUAGGAACCCACUGAAAGAACACUGGGCAGCCCACUUCUUGAAAACAGCAACAAUGCAGAAGCCAGCAGGUUUGAAUGUCAUGAGGGUCACAAGACUGACCACAAUGCAAAACUAGACAAAAGGUUCGCUAAACAAUGAAUACUUUCACAGAGAACACAGCUAGCUUCACAACUUGUUGAGUAACAUAAAACUUGUGAUCGUGGCGUUUAGUACCUUAAAAUAAUUGCCUUUGAAGAUCUCAGAUACCCCAUUCUGACAAUCUCAAAUUUUUCAUCUCCUCAGUCACUAACCUAUCAUGAAGAAAAAAAAAAAAAAAAAACCAAACCAGCAAAUGCCCCACAUGAAGAUGACUUCAGACUUUUCUAACCCAAUUUUAUUUUUUUUUAGUGAGUAAACGUUUUUUCAAAAUAUUAUUGCACCAAUGCUUAAUGUUACCUGUAUUGAGACAACAAAAAUAUAAGAAAACUACUAUUUGGUGAAGUUAGUGAUCUUUCAAUAUCAUUACUAAUUUAUGCUCCUUAAAAAAAACAUAAAUAUUAACUCUAAAGGUGUAAGAUUUCACAUCUUUUCCAAAUCUGCAUUAAAAAAAUUUACUGAAUGUUAUCACGUAAUUUGUUGCUUAGAAGAUGAAAAUGAUUUUUAGAAAUUAAUGCCAAAAUUUUCUAACAUGAUAAAUAAGUAAUGAAGGCAUUUUUCCAAUAAUGAUUGGCAUGAGGUCAUUCUAUUUUAUGUUAUCUUUAAUGAUAAAAAUUCAUAGAGUAAUUGUUUCUCCUUAUUUGAUACUUUCCAAAAUCAAGCUUCGAUUUUCCCAUUUUACUAGAGUGAUGUUCUCAUUCUGUAACCAUGAGCAGCUCCUCUUUGAUUACUCUCCUUCAAGGCCAUAUUUUAAACAAUCAAAAGACACUGUGAACUACUUUGAAAAAAAUUACGUUUCAAUAUAGAUUUAACGAAUCUCUUAAGCUAGAAACAAUCUACAGUUAGACAUCUACUUCAUUAAUAUUGUUACCUUUUAGACUAUCCAGGUAGUAGUCUUGAAUUUUUCUGUGUAAGCCUAAUUAUAGUAGACAUUUUUACCAACCCCCUGCUCAGUCAAGUAAAAUUUCUAUAUAAUCCCUGUGGAAAUGUAACCGUGUGAAUUUUGAAAAUUCUCAGAAGUCUUCAAAGAUUUCUGCUUUUGCUUCUUUUGGACACCUUAAACCUUGUUAACAACUGUGAAUAUGAGAAAUACAAAAGAAAACAUUUUUUUUUAAAAAAAGCCCUCUAUACCCAAAUGCCCAGCACAGGUCAUUGUUAAAAAAAAAAACAAAAAACACAACCGAACCUCAAACUACUGUAUUUCAACAUAUGUACUGAAAUCAUACGCAUUUUGACUAUUACAUGUUGCAUAUCAAUCACUAUCUAGUAAUUAUUGACUAAAGGGAUUUGUCUGUUUUCUUUUUGUGGUUGUAUAUAUCAGGUGAAAAUUUUUUCCAAAGAGCCAUGAGUCAUAUUAUAUUGAACCACUUUGAUACUGAGAUUGAUUUCUACCCGUUACUAUUUACUAGUAAUAAUAUAGUACAAUAGUCACGUUGCUCUAGUUCUCUUCAAAAUUGUUGCAUCCCUUUUUAUAGAAUGUUUAUACUUCCAUAAGGUGUAAGUAUUCUGUCUGCCCUUCUUCUACCCUAGGAUGAAGCUAUGUUUUUGUGCUUUUUCUUUAUCAUCGGCCCUUCAUUCCAAGCACUUUAUGCUGUCUGUAAUGGGAUCUAUUUUUGCACUGGAAUAUCUGAGAAUUGCAAAACUAGACAAAAGUUUCACAAUAGAUUUCUAAGUUAAAUCAUUUUCAUUAAAAGAAAAAAAAAAUUUUGUAUUGUCAAUAACUUUAUAUGAAGUAUUAAAAAAGGCGUAUUUCUAUGUUGUAAUAAGUCACGAAAUAAAGCUGUGACAGUUCUGUUGGUC
Vicugna pacos (alpaca) is the source of this 10545-nucleotide messenger RNA. Lineage: Eukaryota; Metazoa; Chordata; Mammalia; Artiodactyla; Camelidae. The record is from RefSeq and is a predicted model, not a curated record.